AAUGAGAUGAUUAGUGCAUCAGACUGGAUUUUUCGGGGACUCUUGGGCGGCAUGUCGAACGCAGAUAACCAGUCGGAGGUUGCAUUGGAACACUGCUCCAAGAGCAAUUGGGGGAAUGACGACGCACACAGCGUCGCCAACAAAACUGCAUGCAAGCUCGUUGCGGCGGGUUUGCAAUAUAUAUCUAAAAUUCAGGAUACAUAUAAAUUUGACCCAAAGGGGAACAAUAAUAAUUUAAACCCUUAUGAUAACCAAGAGUAUAAACAAUUAGUUGCUUGUUUAAUGUUAAAGAGGGUCGCAGAAGAAAUGAAAAGAAGGAGCAAAAUUUGCAACAUAGACGAAGGUAUUGAGACCGCUUUUAGUGCAGCACCCCAAAUUAAAAGCAAACAUUGCAAUAAUGGUAAACCCUGCUUUGUCUGUAAACUGGACGAAAAAUAUGAUGACUGCCACUUGGACACUGCAAAGGAGGUCAAGGUGAAGCCCAAGUUGGAAUCAUUACUCACAGGAGAGGGGACCACCGUCAAUAACACCCUCACGGAUUUACUUAAAACCGACGGAAAAGAUGCUUCCUUAUGUUCUCGCCUUCAAUGUUUAGCCUCAAAAGUAGAAGCACUUAAAUUACAGCAAUCAUCCCAGAGCAAUGCG
Messenger RNA from Plasmodium knowlesi strain H, 645 nucleotides. RefSeq names its product SICAvar, type I (fragment). The transcript has a single exon. NCBI's taxonomy places the organism in Eukaryota, Apicomplexa, Aconoidasida, Haemosporida, Plasmodiidae. The record is from RefSeq and is a predicted model, not a curated record. The annotation marks the transcript as partial.